This is a messenger RNA of Cucurbita pepo subsp. pepo (vegetable marrow), 4779 nucleotides long. The record is from RefSeq and is a predicted model, not a curated record. Lineage: Eukaryota; Viridiplantae; Streptophyta; Magnoliopsida; Cucurbitales; Cucurbitaceae.
GCCUCAUAAUCAUGUUGGGUUCUCUCCAUACUCUCUCAAAAUUCAAGCUUCUGGGAUUUGAAGGUGAUUGGCUAUGGCAGCAGCUUGAAUCUCCAUGUCUUGGCGAACAUUUGAGCAUUGGCGUGCAACUAGGGUUCGCGGUAAUCUUGUUUGUUCAGUUUGUUCUGAAAUGUAUCGUUCAGAUAUCAGAUUAUCUCAGAGGAGGAAGAAAAAUAACCGAUCAAGCAUCGGAAAAUCGCCUGAUCGGCCGGAAUUUAAGUGGUUUUUACAAAGCGAGUGUAGCUUGCACCAUAUUCUUAUGUGUUAUCCAUGUUUUGAUGUUCUUCGCUCUGCUAUAUGGGAUUGGAUCUCGUUGCCGUGUGGAAAUCUCUGUAUUUUCCUCCGAGAUUAUUCAUGUCGUUGCUUGGGGAGUUGCGGUGGUUGCAGUUUGUGGAAUCGUUCGCAACAAGUCUGUUAAGUAUCCUUGGCUGCUACGAGGAUGGUGGAUUUGCAGCUUCUUUUUAUCGAUCAUCCGUGUGGCUCUCUAUGAAAAAUUUGGAGAUGGAAAUCAAGUAAGAGCUUACACUUACGCCCAACUUGUUUGCUUUCUUCCAUUGAUUUUCCUGCUUGCGCUUUCGGUUUAUGGAAAGACUGGCAUAGUUUUCGUUGUUCAUAAUGGCUUGGCCGAUCCACUUCUCCAUGAAAAUGGCUCUGAGCAUGAGGAAGACAAGAGAGACUCUGCUUACGAGAGGGCAACUCUUCUGCAACUCGUUACCUUCUCAUGGCUUAAUCCCCUUUUCGCUUUGGGAUACAAGAGACGCCUCGAACACGAAGACAUACCAGAUGUUUGUAGAAAUGACUCUGCUAAGCUUGUAUCCAAUGCCUUCACGGAGAAGCUAGACUUUGUAAUGAAGAAGAAUGGAGGCGUAGACGCAUCAAUCUAUAAGGCAAUUUAUUUGUUUUGCAGGAAGAAAGCAGCCAUUAACGCUGGUUUAGCAGUGCUAAGUGCUGCAUUAUCAUAUGUUGGACCAUAUCUUAUUGAUGACUUUGUAAAUUUCCUUACUGAGAAGAAGGGACGUAGCUUAUCAAGUGGAUAUCUUCUUGCACUUGCUUUUCUAAGUGCAAAGGUAAUUGAGACGAUUGCUCAAAGGCAAUGGAUUUUCGAGGCACGUCGACUCGGCAUUCACCUCAGGGGUGCUUUAGCUUCUCACAUAUACAAGAAGGGCAUUCGUUUAUCUAGCCGAUCUCGCCAAAGUCAUACCAGUGGAGAGAUCAUAAACUACAUGAGUGUUGAUAUUGAAAGGAUCACAGACUUUGCUUGGUACUUGAAUAUGAUAUGGAUGUUGCCAGUCCAAAUUUCAUUAGCUAUCUAUAUUUUACAUACAAAUCUANGUUUGGGGUCGUUGGGUGCCAUAGCUACAACUUUAAUUAUCAUGUCCUGUAACAUACCUUUGACAAAAGUCCUGAAAGAUUACCAAAAGAAGAUCAUGGAAGCUAAGGACAAUAGGAUGAAAGCUACUUCAGAGGUUCUUAGAAAUAUGAAGAUACUCAAACUUCAAGCAUGGGAUUAUCAAUAUCUCCAAAAGAUAGAAAGUUUAAGAAAAGUGGAGCAUGAUUGGCUAUGGAAGUCGUCAAAAUUAACAGCAUUUACAGCUUUUCUCUUCUGGGGAUCACCUACUCUGAUCUCUCUUGUGACAUUUGGACUCUGUACCUUAUUGGGCAUAGAAUUGACUGCUGGAAAAGUCAUCUCUGCAUUGGCGACGUUCCAAAUGCUACAAGAUCCUAUAUUCAGUCUUCCCGACGUACUAUCUGCAUUUAUUCAGGGAAAAGUUUCAGUAGAUAGAGUCGCUUCCUUCCUCCAAGUAGAUGAAAUACAGCAGGAUGCCAUUGUUUAUGUUCCAAAAGAUCAGACAGAAUUUGAUAUAGAGAUAGAAAAUGGAAUAUUCAGCUGGACCCCAGAGUCCAUCAACCCAUCUCUUGAUCAAAUAAACUUGAAGGUGAAAAGGGGGAUGAAGGUGGCAAUUUGUGGGACUGUUGGAUCGGGGAAGUCCAGUCUGCUCUCAUGUAUUCUUGGUGAAAUAGAAAAGCUUUCUGGGACUGUGAAGAUCAGUGGUACAAAGGCCUAUGUUCCUCAGUCUCCUUGGAUACUGUCUGGAAAUAUCAAGGAGAAUAUUCUUUUUGGAAAUGAAUACGAACAUACCAAAUAUAACCGAACUAUUACUGCCUGUGCUUUGACAAAAGAUUUAGAGUUGUUUCCAUGUGGUGAUCUAACCGAAAUUGGAGAAAGAGGGAUAAACAUGAGUGGGGGACAAAAGCAGCGGAUCCAAAUUGCUCGUGCUGUUUAUCAAGAUGCUGAUAUUUAUCUCCUCGAUGAUCCUUUCAGUGCUGUUGAUGCUCAUACAGGAACCCAACUUUUCAAGGACUGUCUGAUGGGUGCUCUCAAAGAGAAAACUAUAAUUUAUGUAACCCAUCAAGUUGAAUUUCUACCAGCAGCAGACCUCAUUCUGGUGAUGCAAAAUGGAAGAAUUGUGCAAGUUGGAGGAUUUGAAGAACUUCUGAAACAAAAUUUUGGAUUUGAAGCUUUAGUUGGGGCACAUAAUCAAGCUCUUGAGUCAAUUCUCUCUGUUGAACACUCAAGUAGAAUAUCUCAAGUUGAAAAACGUGAAAAAGAAUUAAAUGGAGAUUCUAUCACAAAUGCAGAUCCUCUGAACUCCAAAAUUGAACAAAAUAAUUCCACACAGCCGAUGAGGGAAAAAAGGGGAAAACUAAUACAAGAGGAAGAGAGAAAGAAAGGAAGCAUAGGAAAAGAAGUGUACCUAUCUUACAUGACCAGAAUAAAUGGAGGAAUUUUUGUCCCAAUCAUAGUCUUGGCACACACAUUGUUCCAAGCACUACAGAUUGCUAGUAAUUACUGGAUGACAUGGGCUUGUCCAACUACAAGCGAGACAGAACCAAAAGUUGGGAUGAAUGUUAUGCUACUUGUAUAUUUUCUACUUGCUGUUGGGAGUUCACUAGGCUUGCUGCUGAGAUCAUUAUUAUUAGCGGUAAUUGGACUUCAAACAGCACAAAAGUUCUUCAAAGAUAUGUUAUACAGUAUAUUCCAUGCACCAAUGGCAUUUUUCGACACAACCCCAACUGGAAGAAUUCUUAACCGGGCAUCAGGUGAUCAAAGUACUUUAGACUUAGCCAUGGCUGUAAAGCUAGGUUGGUGUGCAUUCUCAGUAAUUCGGUUGCUAGGGACCAUUGUAGUAAUGUCUCAAGUAGCAUGGGAAGUCUUUGCCAUUUUGGUACCUGUUACUGCAGCCUGCAUCUGGUACCAACAUUAUUACACACCCACAGCACGAGAAGUUGGCCGGUUAGCAGGGAUUCACCAAGCUCCAAUCCUGCACCACUAUGCAGAAUCCCUAGCAGGAGCAGCAACUAUUCGUGCCUUCAACCAUGAAGACCGGUUUUUCAGUACCAACCUUCGUCUUAUUGAUGCCUUUUCAAAGACAUGGUUCUAUAAUAAUUCAGUUAUGGAGUGGCUUUACUUCAGAUUGAAUGCGCUAUCACAUUUUGUUUUUGCCUUUUCAUUGGCUUUGCUGGUGUCUCUCCCCGAAGGAACUAUCGACCCAGGUAAUGCGGGCUUGGCAAUAUCGUAUGGGAUAAACUUGAAUUGGUUACAGGCUUCAGUCAUAUGGAGUAUAUGCAGCGCACAGAGAAAAAUCAUUUCAGUGGAAAGAAUUCUUCAGUACUCGAAGAUAAAAAGUGAAGCACCCCUUGUUGUUGAAGACUGCAGACCACCAAGCAAUUGGCCGCAAGAGGGGAGUAUUACUUUCAAGAAUUUACAGAUUCGUUAUGCGGACCAUCUUCCGGAUGUCCUAAAAGACAUCAGCUGCGUCAUCCCAGGAAAGAAGAAAGUGGGCGUUGUAGGAAGAACAGGCUGUGGGAAAUCAACCCUCAUUCAGGCCAUUUUUAGGAUAGUUGAACCUAGAGGAGGAAGCAUUGUUAUAGACAAUGUUGACAUUUGUAAGAUUGGCCUCCAUGACCUGAGAUCAAGACUUAGCAUCAUCCCUCAAGACCCCUUGUUGUUCGAAGGUACGGUUCGAGGAAAUCUCGACCCACUAGAACAGUAUUCUGACCAAGAAAUCUGGGAGGCUUUAGAUAAAUGUCAAUUGGGUGGAUUGGUGCGUGAGAAGGAGAUGAGGUUGAAUUCUCCAGUGGUUGAAAAUGGUGAAAAUUGGAGUGUUGGUCAACGACAACUAUUUUGUCUUGGAAGGGCAUUGCUCAAGAAAAGCAACAUUCUAGUGCUCGACGAGGCCACAGCGUCUGUCGAUUCAGCAACUGAUAGCAUCAUUCAAAGUAUCAUUAGGCAGGAGUUCGAAAAUCAAACAGUAAUCACCAUAGCUCAUAGAAUCCACACAGUUAUUGACAGCGACCUUGUUUUGGUUCUCAGUGAUGGACGGAUUGCCGAGUUCGACUCACCCGGAAAAUUACUCGAAAGAGAUGAUUCCUUCUUCUCCAAACUGGUGAAGGAGUAUUCGAUGAGAUCUCAAGGCUUGAAUAGCUUAAAAGAACACUGACAGAUUGGUUCCUUCCAAGUAUCUUUGUCUUUGUCAACAACAAGAUUGGAGCCCAAAGUUGAUUUGGAGAGUGGGUGAUUUUUGUAAUACAACAUCCCAUCAAUAAUUGUGGAAUCUUCUCGACAUCAAAUCUGGAAAGCCAACAAGGGAGUCGCUCAAGUUUUUAUCUUGUUGUCCAUCUUAGAACUGACUGAAGGACAUCUUAAUCACCUAUUCGUUUUUCAGUUUUACCUUAAAU